AUGGCAAUGGUCAUGGUAUUCAGUCUCAGGGGGAGUAUGGCUCAUCUGGUCACUCAUCCUGUCCAUCAGCUUCUCAUGGUUCAUCUGGUGCAAUCGACAAUCGUGAUUAUUGCUGGUGUGAUCUCUCACACGACAACCAUUGUCAUUGCUGUGGCUGUCCUGGAAAGGAGCGUUUGGAACAUUCCCAUCAUGUCUAUGAAAGCUCAUCGCAUUCUGACCGUCAUGACUUUCACUCACAUUCCAAUUCUCCACCCCACUUCUCCCACUCAUGAUCAUCUCCUUCUUCAAUGCCCACUUUCACUCUUUGACCAUCUCAGUCCGCAAUCAGAUUUGGAUGAGGUUUUCAAUCACAUGGACACCUUCGAAGAUUCUGAUGGAAGCUUCAUUGGAGCUGGAUGCUAUCAGGAUUUGGGGUAUGAGCAAUGGCCUGGGGAUAAUGCCAAUUCAGAUGUCGAGUUCUCAGUGGAUGGUUCCAACUGA
Molecule: messenger RNA, 480 nt
Organism: Desarmillaria tabescens
Lineage: Eukaryota; Fungi; Basidiomycota; Agaricomycetes; Agaricales; Physalacriaceae
Exons: 2
Coding region: 1-480 (159 amino acids)
Source: RefSeq, a predicted model, not a curated record